Gymnodraco acuticeps is the source of this 3349-nucleotide messenger RNA. RefSeq names its product glycine N-methyltransferase (gene gnmt). Gene Ontology annotation, biological process: protein homotetramerization; S-adenosylmethionine metabolic process; regulation of gluconeogenesis. The transcript has 6 exons. Gene Ontology annotation, cellular component: cytosol. NCBI's taxonomy places the organism in Eukaryota, Metazoa, Chordata, Actinopteri, Perciformes, Bathydraconidae. The coding region runs from base 209 to 1096 and encodes 295 amino acids. Gene Ontology annotation, molecular function: glycine binding; glycine N-methyltransferase activity; S-adenosyl-L-methionine binding. The record is from RefSeq and is a predicted model, not a curated record.
AAAUCCAUAGCAUAGUACCAUUUGGGUUGAAGUUUGCCCCUCCCUUGUUAUAUAUAAAUAAUAACAACCGGGAGCUGUGCUAGCAUGUGGAACGAAAACCUGUGGGACAAGUAGCACGUUUUCCUACAGCACUUAAAGCAGUCAGGUUCCUGAAUACCUCAUUCGUUUGCCGUGUUAUCUAAGCGGAAACACCGGAGAAAGCAGCAGCAUGUCGGUGGACAGCGUGUUCAGGACCCGCUCUCUCGGUGUGGCCGCCGAAGGUCUUCCUGACCAGUAUGCCGACGGCAAGGCAGCCAAAGUCUGGGAGCUGUACAUCGGAGACACGCAGAGUAGGACGCAGGAAUACAAAAGCUGGGUGGUCGCUUUGCUAAAAGAGCAAGGAGUGAAGAAAGUGCUGGAUGUAGCCUGCGGAACAGGAGUUGACUCCAUCAUGUUGGUGGAGGAGGGCUUUAAUAUGACGAGCGUGGAUGCCAGCGACAAAAUGCUCAAGUACGCACUGAAGUCACGGUGGGAGAGAAGAAAAGAACAAGCUUUUGACCAGUGGGUGAUUGAAGAGGCCAAUUGGUUGACGUUAUCAGAGGAUCUUCCAAAACCAGGCUCUGGCUUUGAUGCUGUCAUCUGCCUCGGCAACUCAUUCGCCCAUUUACCAGACUUUAAAGGGGACCAGAGUGACCAAAGGUUGGCCCUUCAGAACAUUGCCAGUAUGGUGAGACCUGGUGGGAUCCUCAUCAUUGACCACCGUAACUACGACUACAUCCUGGAGACCGGCCAGGCGCCACAAGGCAAAAAUAUCUACUAUAAGAGUGAUCUCACUCAGGACAUCUCUACCUCUGUGCUGUGGGUCAACAAUAAGCCCCAUAUGAUCACUCUGGACUACACCAUCCAUGUGCCCAAGGCCGCUCUGCAAAAUCUACCUGAAGUCAGUAAAUUCCGUCUCUCCUACUACCCUCACUGUCUGGAGAGCUUCAGUGGGUUACUGAAGGAGGCGUUCCACGGCAAAAUGGAGCACAGCGUCUACGGAGACUUCAAGACGUACGUCCCUGCCCAGGCCCAGGCCCCCUGCUACUUCAUUCACGUCUGCAAGAAGACCGCCUAGAAGCCACACACACACACACACACACACACACACACACACACACACACACACACACACACACACACACACACACACACACACACACACACACACACACACACACACACACACACACACACACACACACACACACACACACACACACACACACACACACACACACACACACACACUCACACAGCUUAGAACAUAAUAGCUUCCUGUUCUCUUUAAGUCUGAACAUGCUCCUCCAGAUUUGGGCAACAUUAUAUUUGAAUAUGUUUUAAAAAAAUAUUUAAUCUUAGAUCUUGAUACAAAUAAAAAAAAGCAGCAUAUUUGCAACACUGUAGAGUGGUGCAGGAAUGAGUCCGUUAAUGAGUUAGCAUUUUAGCACUUGCUGUUUCCUUAAGGUCAACGGGUAUUACAAGCUGAAGAGAUGUUUUAAAUGUGAUCUACGAUAGAAAUCAGUAAAUAGUCCACUGGGGAUUUUCUGGAGCUUCUAUUUGUCUAACAUGAGGCUAAAUGAGACUACUAAACGUCAUCAUGGCGAACAUUAGCCGCCUUUAGCUUAGCGGUGGUGACAUUAAGUAAUCUUUGAAGCCUAACAUUAGCUAUUUACGUAUGUCGGUCCACUUAAAAAACAAAUCAUUAAGUGGUGUUAGUAUCUGGAGAUUAUCCUGCUGAACAAAAUGUGUAGUUAUCAGUUACAUGCCAGAGAUCUUAAAUCAAGUGGAAAAGUCCCAUGGCUUUUUGUGGAGGGAGCCCUUUGCGAUGCUAACUUCCGGGUCGGCCUACGUCAUCACUGCACCACUCUGUCAUCUUUUUACUUUGUGUCAUGAACAUACGAAAGCUGGAAUGAUAAUCAUAUUUUUUUUUUUUAAAAAUGAUCAUGGUCGGGUAAUUCAUGCAUUACCCUGAUUGUAAAAAGUGAGCUAAAAUAUUUGGCUUUACCUGAUACAAUUGGUUGAUUCAUAUCUCACCUUUUUACUUAAUCCACAGUGCGUUCCCAAAAUUCUCAAAAAAGAACAGUCUUAAAAGAUCAAAACUGGUUUGAAAAAUAUAUUCAAAAUGUAUCGGACCACUGUCUUGCCCAUGUCGUUUUUUUCCCAAUGUUCUUUAUGUUGCUUUUCUUGUUUCCUCCCUGCUUACCGCCUUUCGGAACUUUCAUAUCCCACAAUAAUGUUUUGAAAUGGUGCGGUACAUCACUGAUAUUCCUCAUGAUGGAACACUUCAUAUUACCAGCAUGUUAUUUACAAAGUGCUUGGAUAUUUUCUUAAACAAUUGAACUUUACCACAAGAGUCUUAAAACUAAAAUUGUGAAUACAACGUACGGUAUGUAGGCUUUCUUUGCUGGAAAUACAAAAGUAACAUAGCCCAGCCAUUUAAGGCAAAUCUGGCCCUGCAUGAUGGCUUUCCUUUCAUUGCAGCCCCCAACCCAUUUUACAUUUGUUGUUUAAUAUUUAUCUUGCAAACCUUGAUGGAGUCCCUAAAAAUACAUAAAACAGACAGUGAAGAUUUGUAAUCACCCUAAAAAGGCCUGGUUUAUUUUCUGAUCAACAAUCCUCCACCCUUUAGUUUCCUUCUUCCUCGGGACCUCCAUCUCCAGAGCUCCAUCACUUCUGACCUCUCUGAAGCUCACGAGAGAACGGCUUCUGAUAUUGGAAUUGAAUUUACUACUUUUUUAGUAGAAAUUAAGGUUUUGUAUACCUGGUCUCUGGCUUCUUAUUUGACGGUACCAUUAAGUUUAAUUUAUUUGAGUCUUUAUCAUUCCUGGUGACUAUUCUUUAUUAGUCCAGGUUUUAAUCUAAAACCACUACUCCUUUGUCAUGUAGAAACAAGCGUCUUUGAAAUUGUUGUCAACCAAAGUGCUAUUUUCUUGGAAUUAAAUUGCGUUAAAAAUGAGAAAAACUUGAAUGUCAAUCAACUGGAAGAAUAAUUUAUUGUGCUAUAUAAUCCAGGUUCAAAUACAUUUUCGCUGUGACACCAAAUGAAAUGCCAGGGGAAACACAUCUUAUCAUCACGUUGCUGUUUGCCUUAAGAAGGAGCGCAUGGUGCAUUCAAAUGCCUCCUGUAAAUACAGGGUAGAGCAGUGUGUGACUGAGAUCAGUAGGUUCAGAGUGUGGUGAGAUGCAUGGAUGUUUGUGUGGCUUUUAAAGUUUAUGUUGUGAUAAAACCAUUUCACAACAGUCUUAUGUUGCCAAUUCUUAAAAAAACAAGUGUCAACAUUUUAUAAUGAACAAUGGUUAUUGGAAAUAAAAAGAUAUAUUAAAUAAA